Molecule: messenger RNA, 1440 nt
Organism: Populus nigra (black poplar)
Lineage: Eukaryota; Viridiplantae; Streptophyta; Magnoliopsida; Malpighiales; Salicaceae
Exons: 6
Coding region: 1-1440 (479 amino acids)
Source: RefSeq, a predicted model, not a curated record
AUGAAUGUAUGUGCCUAUAAAGAUGGAAAGGUUAUUAUUGAUACUGCUGCUGGAGUACUCGGUAGAUAUGAUCCUCGCCCUGUACAGCCUGAUAGCCUUUUCUCCGUAUUCUCUGUAACAAAGGGCAUCACAGCAGGAAUGUUACAUUGGCUUGUUGACAAUGGAAAACUCAACCUCGAUGAAAGUAUUGCUAAUAUUUGGCCAGAAUUUGGAACAAAUGGAAAGAAUCUCAUCAAGGUCCACCAUGUGCUUAAUCAUACAGCUGGAUUGCAAAACGCUUUGGACAACCUCAGAAAAGAAAAUCCUUUGCUACUGACUGACUGGGAUGAAUGUCUGAAACAGAUUGCAAUGUCAGCACCUGAGACAGAACCUGGCCAGGUGCAGUUGUAUCACUUUCUGUCUUUUGGCUGGCUUUGUGGUGGAAUAAUUGAGCAUGCUUCUGGGAAGAAAUUUCAGGAGAUCCUUGAAGAAGCACUUGUUCGGCCUCUCAACAUUGAAGGCGAGCUAUAUGUUGGAAUUCCACCAGGUGUGGAAUCUCGACUUGCAUCGCUGACAAUAGAUAAAGAUGAUUUUAGCAAGCUAUCAAAAAUUGGUAGUCUCUCUGCACUUCCCUCCACCUUCCAGCCAGAGAACAUUUCUCAACUAGUAACUACACUGCUUGCUUUGUCUAACAUGCUGAACAUUCGUCGCGCUAUUAUACCAGCCGCUAACGGACAUUGCUCAGCCCGUGCCCUUGCACGCUAUUAUGCAGCUCUUGUUGACAGAGGCCUGGUCCCACCACCUCAUUCCUCAUUGUCCACGCCACCCCUUGGUAGCCACCCCCACAUUCCGAAAUUUUCUUCAGAGAUUACCUCCAUAAUGCAGAAUGGUAAAAAGAGCAAGGCAGUGGGUUCUGCUUCAAAGAAAAAAGAAAAUGGUUAUGAGCAGAAGACGAAGCAAAGUAAAGACUCCAAGGACAAUGUUAGUGGUAGAGAAAGUAAUAGUGAUGGUUAUACCAGCACUAGUGGCAGCAGCAGCGCCAGCAAUACUAGUUCACCUGACAAUAGCUCUGCAUCCAGCAAUGAUUCUCGCAAAAAUAAUGUCAUCUGGAUCUUUAAUGACCCCAGAAUUCAUGACGAGUUCAUGGGUACGGGUGAAUACAGUGAUCUAGUCCUGCCAAAUAGGAAAUUUGGAUUAGGGUUUAAGAGAUUUAGUUCAAGUGAUGGAUCCUUCAGUGGAUUUGGGCACUCAGGUCUGGGUGGAUCCACAGGUUUUUGUGAUAUUGAAAACAGGUUUGCCAUUGCAGUUACCUUGAACAAAAUUUCAUUUGGGACUGCAACGAAAAAAAUCAUUCAGUUUGUUUGUUCAGAGCUAAAUGUUCCAUUGCCGGAUGAGUUCUCAAUUCUUAGUGGAACAGAAGCUGGUGAAGGGUUAAGUAUAUCAAGGGCUCUCUUUAACUGA